AUGGGACGCGGUCACGGAUUUUUCGGGGGAGGGAAGUGGAACUCCUACGGGGAGUACUUCCGAGACAAAAGCCGGAAGAUGCACCAGCAGAUGCAAGAGUCUAUUCACCAACAGAGAGCGUUUCUCAACGAAGGAGCCGCAUCUGACUCUUCUUCUGUGGAACGGAGCAACCUCUCAGCAGAAAGUAGGGGAUCCACAGAAGACAGGACUUCUGAUCAAGGCCCCGGAGGGGGCGACCGAGUUUGCUCAUCCUCGACCAAGAAGGCCGGAAAAGAUUUUUCGAAUACAGGCAAGUCGCCAGUGGGGUUUAUUCCCGGUCUUCACACAUUGCCAUCCUCCUCUUCGCCCUGUGGCGCCGGGGUACGUGCCGGUUAUGAAGAGCAGCCCUACGCUCGACGCGUCCGCGAGAUGCUUCUCAACGAGGGCGCGGAGUCUCAGAGGUGUCUCAAUCGCUCCCUUUUCAAGAACUGCGUUUUCUACGUUGAUGGGGACACGCUGGGCAUGGACGAUAUUUGCUUUAAGAAGUUGCUGAUUCUUCUCGGCGGGCGCAUCUGCAUGCUCUUCGGAAAGGGAUGCACCCAUGUGGUGGCGGAGACGGUCGCCUUGGGAAACCAGAAGUGGCGCCAGCUCCGCGAGCAGGGCGGCGAGGGCCGGAAGUACGUGGUCGUGACGGUGAAGUGGGUCUUCCAGUGUAUCGACAGAAACAAGCUGCUUCCCGCUUCAGAGUUUCGACCCGACGACCUGCAGACGCGGAAGCGAUACGCCGGCAGACCGAUUGACUCGUUCUACACGCGCCUUUCCGAGCGCGCGGCGAAAGACCGGUCUCCGCAUCGCGGGCGACCAGGCGACAACGCGUACCCGCGAGUUGACAAUGGCGACGGGGAGGUUCAGGCCGUGACUGUGGAGAGCGAUGAGUCAGGGGAGGAAGAAGACGCUUCACGACCCGAGGACCGCGGCGACGAAAGAGCUCCGGCAGGCGGAGAAGCGGAGAGCAUCCCCACAGGCGACGCCGACGAUGAAGAUCAGCCGAAGACUCACAUAUUCGGCGUCGAGGCAGAAGACUUCAUAGUCUCUGUCGAUGAUGGGGAUGGUGCCGAAGACCCAACUGGCGCAGGAGAGGAAAAAGAUCUUUUCGAGAGCGCGGGAAGCGCCCUCGAGGCCGCAGGAACUGAAGAAGAGCAAGGCGAAGAGGGAGAUCAGCGCGGAGAUGGAGGACACGCGACGCCCGAACCGGCGCGAAAGAGACAGCAGGCCGGCAUCUCGCCUUGGUCAGAUUCCAGCUCGAGCGCGCCCGCAAGGGGCCUUUCCAGUUUCUCAGCUUCCGAAUCGUCUCUACCGCUUGGCGGGGCUUCAUCCUCCUCCGAGACAGCCCCCCCCUCUUCAGCUCCUUCCUACCCAUCGGCUGCUUAUUCGACUUUUUCUGGCCUCUCGUCCUCCCCUUCGGGAUACCCGUGGUCUCUCACACACGCUCCUGCAGCCGCGGCUCGUUCGGUAGGCGCGCCGUCCGUCGCUUCCUUUUCGUCUUCUGCUUCGCGGCGUCCGCCGGGUGCCCUUCCUCCUUCCUCCGCGGCGUCUGCAUCUUCCGCUCGAAUACCUUUGUCUGCUGCCUCUUCGUCGUCUUCGCUCUGUUCCCGUCCGUCGCCAGCAUUGCCUGCGGAAACGACAGUCAGAAUGGGGAGAUCCGAUCCGAGAGGCGAAUGGCCUCCGCGCAUCCUACGGCCCCAGCACCCUUCGUUUGUCUCUUCUUUUUUCGAGAACUCGCGGCUGAGCUUCAUCGGGCGAUGGCGGACUAGGUGCAUGAACACACUCGCCUCCAUUCUAAAGAACGAGCGCGCCGGCAGCACUCAGGGACAGGUGUCCUACGGGCCUUCCUCUUCCCGCGCCGCGGCGUCGUCUGCCUUGUCACUCGAAGACGCUCGCGGAGCCGCAGGGGUUCUGCUGCCCUUCGCGCUGCCGCUCCUCUGCACGCCGCCCGCUGGGCUCGACGUGGCUGUGUCUGCUGAGGCGGCAGCCGCGCUGCCUUUGCCUCCCCACGCCGCCUCGACGUCUUCGCCACAUGCUGCGUUUUCUGGCGGAGUGCUCGAACGGCUCUUUCUGGCUCAACAGCGGGGCGCGGGCGCGCACUCUGUGAGAGGACCGGACGGACGGGCGGCAAAUGCAACGAGAGAGACAGGGAACCGGACGGCCGAGGAGGGAAGCCGAGGGGGAGAGGAGGGUACACAAGAAGGCACAGCGGACGAAAAGACCGAGAAGGCCGCGCGGCACGUAUUGCCAGAGGCAAACGAGGGUGGCGCGACAAGGAAGAAGCCCCACGGGGGCGAAGGGCGAGGCAGCGAUGUGGCGCCACUGCGUUGGGUUUUGCAUGUCGACUUUGACGCAUUCUUCGUGGCAGUGGCUUUGAAGAAGAAGCCGCACUUGAAAGACUUCCCGGUCGCAGUGGCGCACAGCCGCGGCUCGGGCGCGGGGCGGUCUGGCGCCUCGACGAGCGAAGUCGCCAGCUGCAACUACAUCGCGCGCGCCCAGGGCGUCUACAAGGGACAGUGGCUGGGCGAAGCCAAGGAGAGAUGCCCGGGACUCAUCGCGCUGCCCUACGACUUUGACGGCAUCGAGGAAGCGAGUCAGGGUCUGUUCGCUUGCGUGCUGGAUGUCUCACGGCGAAUUAUUCCCGUCUCGUGCGACGAGACCUACGUGCAGCUGCUUUUCUCACCGCCGACGCGAACGAGCGAUAGCCAGAAAGACCAGGGGACAGAGGGGGACUCCCUCGAGCGAGAAGCCGCCAACCGCGUGUUGCAGAUCUGCGUCCACCUUCGGCAAACCAUUUUUGAGCGAACGGAGUGCUGGGUCUCCAUCGGCGCCGGGCCAAACCUCCUCGCGGCCAAACUCGCCGGACUCCGUGCGAAACCGAAGGCCGCCGCGCCACGCACCAGCCCCUCCUCUGCCUCCCGGCCUUCUUCUCCUUCCUCGCAUGCUUGGUCGUCCAGGUCUUCUGAAAUGGAGGCCGAUGGGGUGUGCGUGGCGCCUGCGGACGGACGCGCCCUCGUCGCGUUUAUGGCGAGUUUGCCUAUUCGCAAACUACCAGGCGUGGGGCCGGUUUUGGGCGACAAGAUUGCCUCCGCCGGCAGCCUGAAGACUUGCGGUCAAAUUGUGAAGCGAAGACUCCAGAGCCUCCGUCUGCUUCAGACGCUUCUCGGCAAGAAGCGCGGCGCCACGCUCUGGUGGAUGGCGCACGGCUUCGAUCCUCGACAUCUGCCGCCAUUUUCGCCUUCCGCGCUCAGGUGUCCGUCUCCGUCUUCGGCCUCGUCUCCAUCGUUCGCGGCCUCCCCUCAUUCUCCGUCGGUUGGUCCGCGACCGCCGGCUGAGCCCCCGUCGUCGCACGCGCCCGGAGGCGGCGACGGAGACGCAGCACUCUCGCUGGCGGCUCCUGAGUGCCCCUCGGCUCGUCGGCGGGGCGGCGACGGCCCCCCAGGCGGACGUGGAGGAGACCCGGCAAGGAGGCUUCGAGGCGCAGAGGACGUCAGCCCGCGAGACCCGGAAGCGUCGUUCUCCACCUCGGACGCGCCGUUUUCCUCGUCGGCGUCCUCUCCGCGCCACGUUUUCUCUUCUCUGUCGGGCGGGGCGGACGAAGGCGAGGAACUCGCGGCGGGUGCGGCCGCAGUCCCGAGCUCGAGGAGUCUCACCGUCAGCGUGAAUUGGGGCGUCCGGUUGAACGAGGAGAGUGAAGUUGUCGACCUGCUCAGACAGCUCGCGGGCGAAGCCCACAAAAGACUGCGAACGCACCAGCUGAUGGUGCCGCGCCUUGGUCUAAAGAUCUACCAUCGUCGGCAGGGCGUUCCCGCCCAGACUGUGAAAUUCCUCGGAGCAGGCGUCUGCGACGUGCUCGCCGGUUACCGCUACUGCUACGAACCCGUCCCGCGAGAGGUGCAGCACGUUUUCGCGGGCCUCAGCCGUUCGCCGUCUGGGACGGCUUCCUCGCCGUCGGCUGCCUCUGUGGGUAGGGGGCUGGUACGCGACGGCCUCUCUAGCGAGGCCGGGAAAACGGAGAGCGUCGGGACAACCGAGGAGGCUGCACUCUCCGGAGAGCAACCCUGGCGUGCGGUGCAAAGCACGCCUGAUGUCUUUCGAGAGCUCUUCGUCCUCUGGUUCACUCAAAUCCGCGGGUUGUGCCUCGUCGAGGACCUGCGUGGCUUCAACGUGCUUCUGAUGAACCUGCGGACCGAGGCGGAGCAAAGCGAACUCGAGGCAGAGGAGUCGGCUCGUGCGCUCCAGCUGCGCCGCCAGCGGCAGAUCAUGGGUCAGUUUCUGUCGCAUGCUGCGUCGCCGUCCGCCGCUUCUUUCCGUUCCUCCGCCUCUCCGGUGGCUUCCGUUCGGCGCCGCAAGGCUCGGCACGCCCAGAUACAGAACAGUGACGACGUUGUCGUCGUCUCCUCGCAGGAGUCGAGUGCAGCGACCUGCGAUGGCGACGAAUCGCACUGGCGGCGGGAGGCGCAAGGCCGCGGAGAGGCGGCCGCAGAAGUUUGCGAAGGCGCAGGCCCCGAACGCGGCGAGGGAGACUUUGGCGAGGCACUGGAGGAAGGCCACCAGGGCGAAGGGACAGCCGAGCAUGCGGGCACGCACGACUCACAAGGCGGCGAGAGGCAUUCAGAUCAGGAGAGCGAGGGAGGAGGCCAGGCGGCGGAACUCGCGGUCCGGAGGGGCCCGGUAGAUCCGAAAACAGAAACGGCAAGAACGCGAUGCUGGGAGGGAGACAAAGCAGGCCAAAGGGCAGACCAAGGACUGGGCCAAGAGGCCGCAGACGCACAAGCUGUCCAAGACGGAGAGGAAGCGAAAUCAGGACGGGGAGGUGAGGAGAGGCAGGAGAGCACAAAACGCAUGAACAACUUGCAGACUGUAGAGGAUGACGAUGCGUCUGGUCGUCUUGCUGUGCAGGCGGACAACUCGCUCGCCUCGCAGGAGCCGAAGACCGUGUCUCCGCUGCGCAGACGAUCUGCACUCUUCUCCUCGCCGACCUUCGCGUCGCCUCCUCGCGCGUUAUCGGCCUCCCGCAGUGCUGCGUCGCCCGCGAUCCAGUCUUCGGCUUCCUCGUCGGCUCCGCCAGGGCCUUCGUCUGGUUGCGCUCUCGCGUGCGGCUCAGAGGCGCCCGCCGCGUCGCUGGCACACGAGGGCGGAGGCGCAGCCCGCACGCGCAUGGAGGACUCGGCGCGUUGGGCUUUGAUGCCCCAGGGCCGCGGCUCCACAGGCAACGGAAGCGGAGGCCGAAGCGCAGGGAACGGGCGAGCACCGCAGAAGAAAGGAGAGCGGGGCAGGCCGCGUGCGUCGGAGUCAGAGUCUCUUGAGAGGUUUUUCUCUCCUGCGCUUCGGCAAUCCACGCCGACACGCCAGGACGCGCUUCAGACGCUCCGCAUGCCGGCUGAAUUGAUGCAGAAUACAAGCUCCAGCGUUUUAACGCACGCGACUUCUCGUCGUUCCCUGUCCACCGCCACCACUCCGGCUACGCUUGUUCUGUCGCCCUUUAGCCGCAGAGUCAGCAGCGGUGCCUCCGAGCUGAGAAGGCAGGGAGAGAGGGAGGGGAGCCCAGACAGAAGCGCGGACGUGCAGGGCAGAAGAAGUCCUGUCGAGUUCGGCAACGGCAUCUUCGUGGGUUCGCGGACCCCGGCAAGAAGCCCUGCUUCAAGCGACCCGGAGCAGCGAAGGCGCAGCGGGCGCGACGGCCAGCGCGACACGAAGACGCAGCAGAGGAGGAGGACAGAAGGCGCCCUAAAACAGCAGCUGCUCCUUCCCGACUUGCUGAAGGACCCGCGCGAAUCAGCUGUUUGCCGCAGGAAAAGGCGUUCGGUCUUGUUUCGCGAAGUCAUCUCGCUCCUGAACGACGAGGAGUCUUCAGAACGCUCUGCGGAGUCGGACGUGGCAGAAAGUCCUGCAUACCGUCCCCGGCAAGGGGACACCUCUCUGGCGCUCCAAAGAGACAACGGAGACACUUCCGAGAGUCGAGGCGAGGUGCUGGCGCCGCCUUCGAAGGCCGACGGGAGCACUCCGAUGCACGCGCUGGACGCUGUGCAGACACACGCGGGUGACGAGGAAAGAAGCAGCACGGAGCGGGACGCUAGAGAAACGACUGAAGAACGUCGAGGGGCAGAGACGGAACUUGGAAGCGACCGAAGGCAGUGCGAGAUGCACACCGCGGCUGUCGCUGUGAGCCAAGCGCCGCACGCGGGAGACAGCGAGGACGACGCAGAGGCGUGCGCAGAGCCUGAGGGAAUGGGAGCUGAGAUGCAGGGACUGUGUGACGACGAUACGCGCGAAGGCCAACGAAAGAGAAAGGGAGACGAGAUUGCCAAAAGUGCGCUGAAAAGGCGAGCUGCGGAGGGAGGAGACAAAACGGAGAAAGACGCGCAGGGGAGUGACGCGAGCGCCUACUGGGGCGUAGGACAAGGCGACGACGUUGGUAUGUUUCUCUCUGCCAGGAAAGAGACGGAUCGCGAGGCUAGAACAGACACCGUUGUGGCGUGCGGACCUGAGAACCGCCGCGAUGAUGAUGACGUUACGAGUCUAGCAGAUCACCAUCUUUCCCCUCAAGGCCCCGUUGGUAUGCCACUGCGUUGCGCCGCCACUUCAGACGCCUCCAGCAUUCCGGCGGGCGCAGCGGGCUCCGGUCCCCCCUUCCUGCCGAAACCCGCGGAUGCUGCCGACGCGUCGUCGGCCUCUUGUCUCGCUCCCGCAGCCGUGGCGCGUCCUCCUCCGUCUGCUCAGGACCACGAGACGCGGGAGGCAGUGAAGAGAGAACGGCAGACUCGCGACGGCGAAGCCGACUUUGCACGUUUCCGGCGCAUUCUCGUCCGCGCCGCGCGGAGUCUCGACGACCUCUGGAGAGACGCAGGCGAAGCCGAAGGCGCCCCGGGGGCUGUGGGUCUGCCGGGAAACAAACUGGCGCUCUCGAGGCUCGCCGGUGAGGUCCUCGUGGUGGGGUUUCUGUACGCGGCUCAAGCGGCCUCCGCGUGCCUGGUGGUGGGCGAGAAGGUGACACCAGAGACACGGGGGGCGACGACGAGAGGCGCCUACUUGGACCGAGAAGGACUGAGAGGAAAUGAAGCGGCCGUUGCAGAUCAACGUCUCCAGGGAAGCUCCACGCGGAAGACAGACGCGGUCCGCCCAGACGUGAGUCUCGGCGACGAGGGUAACCGGACCUCCUUUGCUCUCCGCCCCGCGUUUGUGUCGUCUCCCGGCGUGCAGUGGCGCGCGGCGUUUAUCCGGGGCUUCGACCGCGGUGUGGCGUCGUGUCGCACGCUCUUUCUCUUGCGGCUCUCGGAGCGCCGCUUCUCGUCUGCGUACGCUGUGAAGUUCGGUGCGUCUCGCCUCUCCACGUUUCUCUCUCGGGCGCUGUCGCGGCGCGCAGGCCAGUCAGCAGCCCUCUCGCAGGCGGCCAAAGGGGCAGUCAGGGCGAUGGAGCUGGUUGAAGCCGAGUUGGCGGAAAGCCAACGGGAGGUGCGUGGCGGCGACGGAGGAGCGGACUCGGCUCCAGGGAGGGAUUCAGGACAGGUCAAGGCUGUUGCACACAACGCAGAAGAGCAGCGCGCAAACAGCGGCGAGAGUCCCUUUUUUGCCGAUAGUGGCUUGCGUGGAAACGCGCUCCAUUCGGGACAGACUAGACGAGCAGAGGAAGCUGGGGCGACGCGCACGAGGACCGGAGAGCGGCGAGGAGACUGCGUGGAUCAGGAGGACACAGAUGCACGCCUGCUACCUGUGGGGAAACGAGAAAACGCCGAGACUGGACUCGAGGAGGACGGCGGAGGAAACGGAUCUCAGAGGGCAAAGUUGAUUUGGGAACUCACUAGGGAGCUGCUGCGCUUCUUCGCUGGACCACGAAAGGAGGGGGCGGUAGUGAACGCGCACCGAAAGGGAGGAACCCGCACAGAGCAACAGACCGCCCGGGCUCUUGGAGGUGAGGACGCGGGAGGUGACAGAGAAGAAGCGGAGAACGAUGAUCUAAGUAGCGAGAGGGCGCAAGAGCUGGAGGCGUUGGCGGGACUGUUGCCUUCUCGCGUGGACUGCUUCUUCGGCUUUACCCGUGCGUGA
Besnoitia besnoiti is the source of this 8070-nucleotide messenger RNA. RefSeq lists its product as uncharacterized. Gene Ontology annotation, molecular function: deoxycytidyl transferase activity; damaged DNA binding; DNA-directed DNA polymerase activity. Lineage: Eukaryota; Apicomplexa; Conoidasida; Eucoccidiorida; Sarcocystidae. Gene Ontology annotation, cellular component: nucleus. The coding region runs from base 1 to 8070 and encodes 2689 amino acids. The transcript is spliced from 8 exons. Gene Ontology annotation, biological process: error-prone translesion synthesis; error-free translesion synthesis. The record is from RefSeq and is a predicted model, not a curated record.